UGGUUGAGGUUCAAUUUAUUUAUAUUUUUGGGACUCAGCCCUCAUCAUCUUGUCUAGAGCUUCAGGUACGUUUAACCGCCGUGUAGCUGAAGCUUCUGCCAUGACUUCGAAGCUUCUGCUAAAGCGCCACCAAACGCUAAUCGAGUUCGCUAAAUCGAUCCAGACUCUACAUCACUUUCAAAGAAAUGCUAUAUCUACUCCAUAUAUCCCAUUUUCGAGGCUUGAAUCUCUCAUUUACUCGCGACCUUAUUCAGCAACUUCUCAGCAACCAAUCAAUCUUUCCCUGAAAGAUUCAAAGUCGAAGCCUGUCUAUAGCUCUCUCAAUGAAACUGAACUUUCCAAGUUCUCGGCCAUUGCUGAAACCUGGUGGGACUCGGAAGGGCCAUUUAAGCCAUUGCAUAAGAUGAAUCCUACAAGACUAGCUUUCAUCAGGUCCACACUUUGUCGCCAUUUCGGGAGGGAUCCUUAUUCUCCCAAACCUUUUCAAGGACUCAAGUUUGUGGAUGUUGGUUGUGGAGGGGGGAUUUUAUCUGAGCCUCUGGCUCGAAUGGGUGCUACUGUAAUGGGAAUUGAUGCUAUUGAUAAAAACAUCAAGAUUGCGCGUAUUCAUGCGGAUUUGGAUCCAAUAACUUCAUCAGUCGAAUAUCGUUGCACUACUGCUGUCAACCCCCCCAAGUAUAUAUCUUCAAGAGAUGACAUAAUUGCAAAUAAUGUGGCCAGAAAAUUUGGUGGAAGAACAGAGGCAGUUUGAUGCUGUAAUUGCUCUAGAGGUGAUAGAACAUGUAGCUGAUCCCAGUGAGUUCUGCAAAUCCUUAUCAGAGUUGACAGUUGCUAGUGGUGCUACAGUGAUAUCAACAAUUAACCGUUCAAUGAGGGCUUAUGCCACUGCAAUUCUCGCAGCAGAGUAUAUCCUGCACUGGCUUCCUAAAGGUACACAUCAAUGGUCAAGCUUUCUUACGCCAGAAGAACUAGUUCUGAUUCUACAACGGUGUUCUAUAUCGGUCCAAGAGAUGGGUGGAUUUACAUACAACCCGUUGACAGGUCACUGGUCAAUAUCAGAUGAUAUCGGUGUGAAUUUUAUCCUUUGUGGUACCAAAACACUGGCAUUACAUAGCAAAGAAGAUAAUCCUACGACACCUGGCUGAAACUGCAGAUUAUCACUAAAGUUAAUAAUACAAAGGCAAGUAAGCUUAUAGUGAUGUGAAGUGUAUAAUGAUAAUUUUGCAAGGGAUCGUGUCAUACAGUAUAUUCUCAUCUUCGCAACGUGUCAUUCCUUUUUUUUACCUUGGUAUGGGUAGGGUCUUCAUUUAAUUAACCAAUAUGUAUUCUGUAUAUUGUGGCUCAAAUUAUUCAUAUAGAUUUGGUCUCCAAGAAGUUGGUGUUUCUUGAAAAUAAUUGCUCUCUUCUUAAUUGAGUUCUCCCUCUGGCCUAUUCACUCUUCUC
Molecule: messenger RNA, 1443 nt
Organism: Cuscuta epithymum
Lineage: Eukaryota; Viridiplantae; Streptophyta; Magnoliopsida; Solanales; Convolvulaceae
Source: the annotation of a GenBank genome assembly